This is a messenger RNA of Anopheles funestus (African malaria mosquito), 2845 nucleotides long. RefSeq names its product progestin and adipoQ receptor family member 3. The record is from RefSeq and is a predicted model, not a curated record. Bases 298 to 1392 code for a protein of 364 amino acids. The transcript is spliced from 6 exons. Gene Ontology annotation, cellular component: membrane. Gene Ontology annotation, molecular function: signaling receptor activity. NCBI's taxonomy places the organism in Eukaryota, Metazoa, Arthropoda, Insecta, Diptera, Culicidae.
GUUCCGAGGCAUCAUCGGCAACACUUUACGUUAUAGUGUCGUGUGAAGCAGUGCGGUGCCGUACGCUGAUGCUGCCGUAAACGUCGUCGGUUAAAGUUUGUGAUCUCUCUCUCUCUCUCUCUUUCGUGCGUGUCCGAUCCCGUCCGGGAGUUUGACCGAGUCCCAAACGCGUCCUAGGUAUACACGACACCGGUAAAGUGCGCCUCCACACAGUGCACAAAACGGUCCGCCUGCCGCAGUCUGUCCCACCCGUCAAUCAAACCUGCGCGCGAUCAACUUCAGCUUGGCAUCAGCAGCAUGAACGAGUGGAACGAGCUGCUGAAGGCGGAACUAUUACCACCGUCCGGUAGCUACCGGGCGGAUGGUGAUGGACCGGGCAGCAUGAAGUGUGGCCUGCUGCGGUCAACUGUUGUGUCCUCCUCCUUCGUACAGCCACUGGACGAUCAUGGGCUCUAUCAUCGGCACCCGCAGAAGGGCAUUGCCAACCCGCCUAUUUUAGAGGAUGCUACAGAAAAACACGGUUCAUCCUCGGAACUCACACCGGCGGGAUGGCGCGAGAAAGUAGUCGCCUACGAUGAGGCACCGGAACAUUUGCGGUUCAAUCCGUUCAUACGCACCGGGUACCGUACGUAUCUGUCCGCACGCCUCUGUCUGGAAAGUAUGUUCUGGUGGACGAACGAGACGGUUAACAUCUGGAGUCACAUACUCGGGCUGUGCGUGUUCCUUAUCCUUGCGUACUAUGAUACCGCCAUGCUACAGAUACAGGCCACUACAGUCGAUAAGGUGAUCGUCGGGAUGCUGCUGCUCAGCUUUCAGCUCUGUAUGAUCUUCUCGUCGAUAUAUCACACAUUCUCGUGUCACUCGGCGGACAGUUACGAUCGGCUGCUCGCGUUCGAUCUGUUCGGCAUCGCGCUGUCGCUGUUGGCUAUCUUCAUGAGCGGUAUCUACUACGCAUUCUGGUGCAAUCAGCCUUUGCGCGACUUCUACAUGAUUACGAUCGGGGUCAUCUUUGCCGCGGCCAUGGCCCUGCAGAUCCCACAGCUGAACGUGCACUCGAACGUGAAAAUGUUGGCCUUUGUUGCAUGGGCCGCGUACGGUGUCGUACCCACGCUGCACUGGUACUUCGUUAUGGGUGGUACCGAGAGUACGAUGGUGAAGAUCUUUAUCCCACGCGUUGCCGUAAUGUACGCACUGUCCGGCUUCGCUUUUUUGAUAUACGUUGCCAAAAUACCGGAACGUUGGUGCAUCGGUUGGUUUGACUGCAUUGGACAUUCGCACAACUUGUGGCAUUUAAUCGUCCUAGCGGCAUUAUGCUAUUGGCACAACAGCGGCAUGAAGUAUGUAGAGUUCCGGAUGACGCAUGGAUGCUCUGCCGGUGUCCAGUACGCGUAGUGGAGUGUGGCCUGCCAUCAAUUAUGCCGUGUCUUGAUGCGCUUCGCGGACUGCGAGAGUGUAGUGAAGGCGCACACCAAAACAGUACAGAAGAUGCUUUGCGGUGCGUGUGUGUGUGUGAGCAGCGAUAUCUGAAGGAGUUGGCGAUAUGCCAUAUGCCAGUCUCCAGCAUUCCAGCAUUGCAGCAGGUGGAGAAGACGCAGACCGAUAUGUUUAACCUUACUACUAGGCUGCUCUAGAGGAGGCGCUAGAGUGAUCGCAUCUAGUACAACCGAGAGAUAACCGAGGCUAUCCUGUCGCUUCUCCACCAUCACCAAGGUGGCAAACCUUGGAUGGCAGCAGUUCGAGCAGUUCGACCGGGCAAUUCGAGCAGUUGCACUAACUUCAACGAUCCUCUAUAUCCUCUAUAGCCCAAAAAAACGGGUUACAUCACCUCACCGGGGCUUCGUGUAGCUGCUACAACCCCACCGAAGCACCGCUGCAAGGGGGAACAACUGGAAGGAUGAAAAAGGGGUUGUUGUGGAACGGAUUGCGGGACGGCCAUGGAUGCUGCCUGAAGAAACGUUUUUCUAAGUUUUUAUGUUUUGUUUCUGUUUCUCGCGAAAACAGAUAUGGAAUGUGUAUUUAAGCAGUAGAGAGUAUAGAUCGGUAAUUUGUUGCGUUUCGCGGCGCUCGAAAGAUAUUGACUACGUACAGAUUUAACGGACAGGUUUUUUCGAAGCAAACAUUCUAUCGCACACACUCGUAGAGACUGAGCAGAGGACAAUAAGCAAAAAAAAAGGAAGGAUCGUUUGCCUUUCUGCGAAAGGCUAAGCAUGCAAAACCCAAGCAGCAUUCCAUCGAGAGUACCGUAUUACCGAGAGGACCGAGUAAGAGAAUAAAAGCAGCAUCGUGAUAUGAACGCAGUAAACAUGUAAACCAAACGGAACGGAAAUUUAAUAACUAACACACACACAGUGGAAAUAAGUGUGUGAGGGCAGACUGCUCGAAAUCAGUUCGCAAGGGAGAGGGGGGAGGGGGGGAUAUAGUGUUUAAUUGUACAUUUUUAGAGUUUUAGUAGGUUAGACUUUAAGAGCAUCGAACAACACAGAUGUACAUGCAGAAAAUAAACGAUCUUCUUUUUUUUGUUCUUAGAAUGAAACAAAAACGAAACAACACGCACACAAGUAUGCCAAAGUCAGUGGCUGAACAGGAUUGCUCAAUUAUCCUUAGUAUGACGUUAGGUUCCAAGGCGAAAAGCGAUAAACACACGUGAGGCUAUGAGCAAGAUUUUCGGAAGUAGGAGGAAAAGUGAAUGAUCGAGUGUGUAUGUGAGUGUCUAAGUGAACACCAAAUUCAAGGACUGUUCUUGGUCUCGUUCGUCCAACCUAUGUACACAGCGUGUUAUAGCUUUUAUACUGCAAAACAACCCCUAGAGAGAAGAAAUUAAAAGUUUAAAAAUGUUGUGCCGAAA